Messenger RNA from Poecilia latipinna (sailfin molly), 1590 nucleotides. RefSeq names its product plasminogen activator inhibitor 1 RNA-binding protein-like. Bases 152 to 1363 code for a protein of 403 amino acids. The transcript has 9 exons. NCBI's taxonomy places the organism in Eukaryota, Metazoa, Chordata, Actinopteri, Cyprinodontiformes, Poeciliidae. The record is from RefSeq and is a predicted model, not a curated record. Gene Ontology annotation, cellular component: cytoplasm; nucleus. Gene Ontology annotation, molecular function: mRNA 3'-UTR binding.
CAGAGUGGCGCGCGCUGCUCGGUGUCCCGGAUGAUGCUCGCACCGGAAGAGAAGGGGGCAGCUCUCUCAGCCAUCUUGUGGCAGCAUCCAGCGAUUCGGUCGCAUCAAGCCUCGUAGAAUCGGAGGUGAAUCCCGUCGAAGGGGCGCCAUCAUGCCCGGACACUUGCAAGAAGGCUUCGGCUGCGUCGUAACCAACAGGUUCGACCAGCUAUUGGACGACGAAUCCGACCCGUUCGAGGUCCUGAAAGCAGCGGAAAACAAGAAGAAGGAGGGGGCCGCCGCUGGGUCCACGAAAACCGCGGCUCAAGCCGCCAAGCAGCCGAAGAAGGAGUCCCAGAAGGACAGGAAAAAUCCUCUGCUAGACAAAAAGGAGGAGUCUCAGGCGCCGGUUCCUCUGAAGAAAGAAGGAAUCAGGCGGGUGGGCAGAAGACCGGACCAGCAGGGUCAGUCCGGAUCCCAGCAUCAGGGCGGGCAGGGCGAAGGUCGACCCGCGGAUAAGAGGCCGGACCGGAGACCUCCCCGGGAGCGGCGCUUCGAGAAGCCCGCCGAGGACAAGCCGGAGGGAGGCGCAGACUUCCCCGUAGACAAGCCUUCUGGAGACAGGCCUCCCAGGGGGCGCGGCGGCGGCCGGGGGGGGCGAGGCGGACGAGGACGCGGCAUGGGCCGCGGCGAGGGCUUCGACUCACGUGGGAAACGGGAAUUCGACAGACACAGCACCAACGACAAAUCUUCAAAGACUGAGGAGAAGCGCGGCGGCUCCGGCUCGCACAACUGGGGCACAGUGAAGGAUGAAGUGAGUGAGGCCGAACAGACCGCCGCCCCAGAGCCGACUCCGGAGGGAGAGGAAAACGCACCCGCCGGCUCCGAGAACAAAGAGAACGAGGUGGAAGAGGUGAAACAGGAAGGCCCCAAAGAGAUGACGCUGGACGAGUGGAAGGCCAUGCAGGACAAGGAGCGCACCAAGGUGGAGUUCAACAUCCGCAAGCCCAACGAGGGAGCCGACAGCCAGUGGAAGAAGGGAUACGUACUGCACAAGUCCAAGAGCGAAGACAGGCCUGUUGGUGCUUUGAUUGAUGCGUCGGAAACAGAAGCAGAACCUCAUGCUCUUUUCAACAAGGGCGCCGCUGACGAGUCCUCUGACCACCAUUUCCGCAAACCAGCCAACGACAUCACAUCCCAGCUGGAGAUCAACUUCGGAGACCUGGGGCGCCCCGGGCGCGGGCGUGGCGGCGCCCGUGGAGGCAGAGGGGGCCGCGGCGGGGGAGGCAGCCGGACGGCACGUGGGGGAGGACGCUCCGAAAAGGCCAGCGGAGUGUCGGUCCCCAACGUGGACGAUCCCGAGGCCUUCCCGGCCCUGGCCUGAAGACGCCGUCUUUUCCUCCACCAGCCCACCCAUCUGCCCUUCCGGGGGCCCCUCUUCUACGAGGCUUGCAUGCUUACCACAUCUUCAAAUAUAUAAGGAAAAAAAAAAGAAAAAACCCAACAGUGAAAAAAAAAAUAAAAUAAAAAAAAAGGCAGACUGUCAUCCCAUACCACUCACACCACCAGAGGACUCGAGUUUUAUUGGUUUUAAAGAAAAGACAAAAAAAA